AUGGUACCGUCUACUCACAUUGCCACUGCAGCAUUGUGGAAUGGAGGUGUUUUGCAGUGGUUGUGCAAUGAUUUUGGGGUGGUGUUUGCAACUGGUGGUAGUGGUGCUGGUGUAAAGGUGGUGAUUGUGGUGGCGGUAGUGUGGUGUGGAAUGGUGGUGGUGGUUGUUGGUUGUGGUGGUGGUGGUGGAUUGGCGAUGAUCCAUCGCCAAAGAUUCAUCCCCGUUUCACCCAAAAUGCCGGCCAAAUCGGAUACCCAUGCCGGCGCCGGUGGCGGCGCCGCCCCAUUCGACCCAUCAUCCGACUCCAUAGAUCCGAUCUUCCACAUCCUCAAGGUACUCCCCUUCUCUUUCCUUCGCCCGCCUCGUCUGCGGCUAAAGCUGCCCACCUUCACUCUCCCCUCCGCAAUGACUGUCUACUCCCUCAUCCUCCUCACCUACUUCAUGGUCGUCUCUGGGAUCGUGUACGACGUCAUCGUAGAGCCCCCUGGCAUCGGCUCCACUCAGGACCGGUUUACUGGAGCGGUCCGACCUGUCGUCUUCCUCCCAGGUCGGGUCAACGGGCAGUAUAUUAUAGAGGGGUUAUCUUCUGGGUUCAUGUUCGUUCUCGGUGGUGUUGGGAUAGUGCUGUUGGAUCUGGCUCUUGAUAAGAACCGCGCCAAGAGUGUCAAGGUGUCGUAUGCAUCUGCUGGGAUUGCAUCUGUGGCGAUUUCGUAUGUCAUGAGUAUGCUCUUUGUUCGGAUUAAGAUCCCAGGGUAUCUCCACUGA
Messenger RNA from Fraxinus pennsylvanica, 765 nucleotides. Lineage: Eukaryota; Viridiplantae; Streptophyta; Magnoliopsida; Lamiales; Oleaceae. The record is from the annotation of a GenBank genome assembly.